GGGAUCAAUGGGCAAUUGCGACGCAGGAGCGUAGGUAUCAACAAGAUCCAUGGACUGUCCUCUGUGAAGCUUCCCUUUGAAACCCUGCGGCAGCUAUCGCAGGCGCUGCGCUCUGUACUCCGUACCUCCAAUGUACCUGCAGAACCGAGCAUGGCGACCAGAACUUUUCUACCAACUACACAGUAUCAUACAGCUCGCUGCCCAGAAAAUACCAUUGUCUCCUGGGCAUUUUCACACGAUAUAUCUAAUCUCCAUAUGAUUCUGUUAUUUCUGGCGCCUCCAGCCUCAGCCGCGCGGCCUGCACCUUUGUGCCGAGUCGCUUCGGAAGUUAGCUGAGACUCGGCCAAUCAGCGCCCGAACCGGCCGCCGCCCGGUAAAUGGAGAUGCUGCCGGCGCCGGAUUUGGAUCGGCCGGAGGACCGUGUCGGGCCCGAUGCUCCGGUGCAUUUCGGCAGCGUUAUUGAACGCAUCGUACAGCAAACACAUAGAUAAAUGGCGCCUGAACCGCGCUCCGUCUUUUUGCAAAUACUUUUGCCUGGCUGGGACUGAGCCUUCAAGCAGUGUGAUAUUUUCUGAGAGCCAAACCAGCCCUUUUGCACGGUGUCACCAUGGCAGCCACCGACUCCCGGAAGACGGUCCGCAUCGGCGUCUUCAUCCCGGCAGACUGCCAACUCCUCGACAUGGCGUGCAUCGACAUCUUUGGCACCAUGAGUUACGAGUACUUCUCGCUAGUCAAGGGCCUCGUCCCUGCCCCGAUGCUCAACCUCGCUCCGAGCGUCCAAAUCUCCUAUAUCUCGACCAUCCAGCCAGGCGAGCUCAUCCCGCUCACCGCAUCCGCCCGGGUAAGCUGUACCCAUCACCUUUCGCACCCGGCCGUGCAGCCCGGCCAACUCGACAUCGUCCUCGUCCCUGGGCCCGACCCGACAAUCGACUGGACGGACGGGGACAAGAAAGCGGCGCUGGAAUGGCUUGCCGCCCACGCGGCGAGGCCCGAGACUGACAUCCUCUGCGUCUGCACGGGCAUCUACCUGUGCGGCGCGGCGGGCCUGUUGAAGGGCAAAAAGGCUUGCGGUCCCAGGGCUUUGCAGGGUGACUUGGCGAAGAAGUUCGAGGGGGUGGAGUGGGUCGGGGAAGAAUUGAGGUGGGUGCGGGAUGGGAAUUUCUGGAGUAGCGGUGAGUGA
Molecule: messenger RNA, 1180 nt
Organism: Thermothielavioides terrestris NRRL 8126
Lineage: Eukaryota; Fungi; Ascomycota; Sordariomycetes; Sordariales; Chaetomiaceae
Exons: 2
Coding region: 608-1180 (190 amino acids)
Source: RefSeq, a predicted model, not a curated record